Messenger RNA from Astrephomene gubernaculifera, 2603 nucleotides. NCBI's taxonomy places the organism in Eukaryota, Viridiplantae, Chlorophyta, Chlorophyceae, Chlamydomonadales, Astrephomenaceae. The record is from the annotation of a GenBank genome assembly.
AAUACAUUGUUCUUUCAUAUUAUGAAAUGGGAUUGGCAAUAUGAACGCUCAGAGUGUUCCCGUUUAGGAAAGCUGAGAAGCACAUUUGCUGCACAAAUACCUACUGCUCCCUGUUGGUUCCUGAGCCACCAACCAAGGCUGUUAAGAAGUCAAAAUGGAAAGCUGUAAAGUGGCAGCCCCUCGCCAAAGGCAGCACAACUUCCCUGACGUGCUUAGGGAGCUCAGCAUCCCGGCAAAGGACUUCUUGGUCCAACAGCUUGAGAAACACUCUAUCCGGGCCCUGCGGUUGACGUGUCGGCAACUGCGUGACGCUAUUGACAGCAGCGUGAGGCAAAUCACUGUUUGGAUUAAGUCUGAGGACGCAGAUACCUGGACAGCGGGUCGCCUGCCUUCUGUGGCUCGCUGGCCUCGAUGCAACACGGUCUGCAUGGUGUCGCAUCUAGACCUGCCAAACGUGCUGGAUUCCGCCGGUCUAUUCACGCUCCCGUUUACCAAGAUGUCGCUCAACGCCAGACGACAGAUUACUUCUUUGACAUUGUCCAGCCAUGACUACAUGUCUGGCGCCGAAACAGUGGUAGCACUGCUGGCGCAUCGUCUACCAGGGCUACGGGAGUUGGACCUAAAACAGUUGCACGGAGUAUCCAACGAGCGGCUACACCUACGCACCAUGUACUGCAGCCUCGCGUGCCUGCCCCACCUCGAGCGACUCGUUCUGUCAUCCGGCGCUGCGCUAGCAUGCCUGGAUGCUCUGGCAGGCAGCCCCUUAAAGUACCUCCACGUGUGCAGAAGCCACUGCGGCCGUGCGAUGCCUGGAAAGCAGCACAUCGAUGCCAGCAAGCUGCGUGGCCUCUCGCUGCUCCGUGAGCUGCGGGAACUCACCCUGUCCGACUGCCACUUCGAAGGCAACGGCAAUGAGACCAGCUGCUCACCGCCUCAAUUGCUGUUGCGCAGCCUGCCGGCCUCCCUGGAGCGCCUGUGGCUCCGGCGGUGCAGUGCCUCAGGCUGCCCACGCCACAACGUCAACCUCCUGGUGCUCCUGAAGGCCCGCCGCAUGACGUCCGUGGAUCUAGCACCCGCAAGCGAACAACACCGGCGGGGAUACGAAGUUGUCUCACUGGAACAGUUGGCGGUCGAAUUGAGCCAGGGGCUGUUGGCCGGCUUGCUGGCGGGCCCGCAGCAGCCCCUGCCGCUGCAGCUCCUGCGCAUCGGCCAGCUGCAACUCAGCGGCAGCCGCGCCACGGUGCUUGACGAGGCGAGGCUGGGGAACCUCAAGCGGGCGCUGCAGCGGUGCUUCACGCGGGUUGAGGUGGGGGCCGUGUGGGUGGACAACGACGCUCCCGCGGCCGCAGUGCUGCAGGGGCUGGAGGUGUUGGGCGCGCCGGAGCACCUGGAUGUGGGGCUGCCUCAGCUCCCUUGUUUCUUCAUCCAAAGCAUCCGGGUAGCGGUGACGGCACCCCUGGGCGGGCAGCCGCUGCUGGCGGGUGCUGCUGCCCAGCACCCGCCACACAAGGCCUCGCUGCCUUCCGCUGUUGAAGUGGCGCGAGCAGCAGCACAGCGGUUGGCCGCCGCAGGAACCCUGGUCACAGCGGUGGGUGAAGGUGCCUCGGAUUACGCAUCGGGCGGUGCCGGGGCCCGGCCAGCGGGCCACGUGCGGUUGGUGGACGGGAAGCUAGCGCUGCUGCUGCGCGGCUCCCUCAUGGCCCUGGUGACGCAAGACGCCCACGUGCUCAGCGGCUGGGUGCAGCUGCUGCAGGAGCGUGUGAAUGGAGCUGUAGGUGGCGGCUAUCGGUGCGAGCUGCAGUGUCAGGGGCUGCCGGGCGCCGCCGCCGCCAUCCUGGCGUGCAGGCACGAGGUGGUGGCGGAGGUGGUGCAGGCGGUGGUAUCGUUGGCGAGAGCGGCGGAGGGGGCGCUGUCGCUGCAGGUGGUGAUGCUGCGGCCGCCGGGGAACAUGACAGGAGGUUCCUUAUAUGACUUGCCCGAGGUGCUCUUCACACACGCCUUGCAAGAGGUGGUGCAGGAGGCCUGGGACGCCGCAGCGGAGGCUGACGAGGGCAUCAGCGUGGGGCGGCGGAGGCUGGAGUGGCUGCUGGAGAUCAGUGGAAAGGUCACAUUGGCGCCGUAGUGCACGUCAUAGGCACGGGCUGCGCCAGGGAUGUAGGCUGGCAGCAGAUGCCGUACUGGUUCUGUGGGUACUAGCUGCUGGUAUGGGAGUUUGGCGCACUGCUGCUGCUGCUGGACGGUCCUAGGCGGGGUGUCGGGGGUAGCGGCCUGGGAAGGAGUCCGAUCACAGUGUUUAAGGAUUGGCGUUCAGAUCGGGUGGGGCUUUACAACGAUGUCGUUCAUGUGUGUCUUAAGCAGGUCCGUUAGGAUUGCAUGGUAACUUCCUGUUACGGGUUACUGUACUGCUUCUACAUGCGUGGGAUCAGGUGUGUGCUCCGGUGGUAUAGUUUCAAUGGUGACGUGUUCACGUCGAUAAUACAAACGACAGAGGCGUUUGCAGGAAGCAAUUGUGUGACAGUGCGCAACCGAGGGUUCCUUGAUGGACGCUGCCUACUUGCAGUGCUGAGCUACCGGUACAAGUCAAGCCCGCCUCUAUCCGUGCC